AUGAAAACCCAUCCCGUCUACCAAGAGCAUUUUGAAGUUAUGAUGAUUGUCGCUGUUUUGGACAACGCCGCCGUCCACAACGAGACAGAGGACCUUGCCCAAGAUAGAAGUGACCUGGAACUGCUGAGGUUGGGGCCUUAUUCGCCCAUGUGCAACCCUAUUAAGGGCUGUUUUAGCGUUUCAAAAGCUCGUAUAAAGCGAUGUCUGUCGCUGAGCCACGGGAUAAUGUUCGACGCGCCGUACGGUGAGAAGACGGAGCUGCGGAUGCAGCUUCUUAAAAGGACAGCAGAACGCUGCAUCUCCUGCAUUGACCUCCGUCUUGUGAAUUAG
Molecule: messenger RNA, 330 nt
Organism: Phytophthora nicotianae INRA-310
Lineage: Eukaryota; Oomycota; Peronosporomycetes; Peronosporales; Peronosporaceae
Exons: 2
Coding region: 1-330 (109 amino acids)
Molecular function (GO): nucleic acid binding
Source: RefSeq, a predicted model, not a curated record